GCUCUAUGCUCUCCACGCAUCCCACGUUGAGAAGUGUUUCUCUGCUCCUUCUUUCAGGAAAGCCCAAGGUGUACCAAGGCGUUAGAGUGAAGAUCACAGUUAAGGAGCUCCUGCAGCAGAGAAGAGCACGCCAAGCAGCAACUAGUACCAUGGUUUCUCUGGGCAGCAGCAGCAGCAUCCAGUUUUCAGACUCUGUGUCUCCUCCACACCCAGCACCUUUUGAUGCAGAAUCCAUCUCCUCUGCUCCCAGCUAUUGCCCAUCACGGCAGUUUUCAGACUGCCUCUCCUGCGAAGAAAGCCCUAGCUAUUUGGAGCAGCUGGUAGAUUCCUACCUUCAGACAGAGGCAUCCUCAGACACAGCCCUCAGUGCUCUCCAGACAUCCUCACACUACAUCUCUGACUCCUUCCAGCCAGUCCCACACUGCUUUAACCAGAGCCUGGCUCCUGGAUCCCCUAGCUCAACCGAUCUGUCCAGCCCACUAAACUAUAGCUGCUCCCCACCUCAGCUGCCUCCUUUCACCCCAGUGCCCCACAGCCCUCCCUCUGCUCUGGACACCAAGCCCUUCGGCUACCCCGCCGAGGAGUGGUCCUGCCAUACCCCGUCCCUGUACACCGCCUCCGCCUGCUGCUGCGCGUCCUGCGGCUCCGAGCACGGGGACACGCGGGUCCCGGAGUACUUCCCCUGCCCCGGUACGGACUGCAUGGACUACCUGCCGCCCGUGGCUGUGGCCGACGACUUCUUCCGAAGGGCUGGCAACUGGGACAUCUGCUACAGCUAA
Molecule: messenger RNA, 779 nt
Organism: Nothoprocta perdicaria
Lineage: Eukaryota; Metazoa; Chordata; Aves; Tinamiformes; Tinamidae
Gene: POU2AF3
Product: colorectal cancer associated 2
Exons: 4
Coding region: 6-779 (257 amino acids)
Cellular component (GO): cytoplasm
Molecular function (GO): POU domain binding; DNA binding
Source: RefSeq, a predicted model, not a curated record